Molecule: messenger RNA, 1224 nt
Organism: Acanthamoeba castellanii str. Neff
Lineage: Eukaryota; Discosea; Longamoebia; Acanthamoebidae
Exons: 2
Coding region: 1-1224 (407 amino acids)
Source: RefSeq, a predicted model, not a curated record
AUGGCCAAGGCCAUGACGGGCAACCGCUCGACCUUGGCUUCGGUGUUGCAGCGCGUCGUCGGCUUGGAUAGCGCCAGCCUGGCGCUUCUUUUGGAAGGCAGCCGCAAUCCUAGAGGACCAAGGCUUGCAGGCGCGGCCAAGGGGGAGGACAGCCGCUUCGGCUGGGAUGUUGUGGUGUUGGCCGACAUAUAUGACGACGGCAAGUUGCCGCAAGUCGUAGCACCGGGCUACUUUGGCCAGGGUCCAGCGCUGCUCAUCCCAAGGCAAACCGAUGUGCUGGCGUGGCUCGAGGCGUUGGCCUCGGCCAUGGAGGUGGCCGACCAGGCCGAGGCCAUGUUGAUGCAAUUGGACGGCUUGGCCAUGGACACCUCGUCGCAUUCUUUGUCGGCCUUCAAGGACGCCAUGGAAUUGCUCGCAGAGGCACUCGACCGAGCCUUCGCGACACGCAACGGCGUGGCGCUCAACGCCGCGCUGCGCCACAGCGACAUGUUUCUUGGCUGGGUCCGACUAAGAAACGGCGAUGGGACACCGAGGAGGCCCAAAGUCGACGACUACGCCGACGAGGAGUGGAAGCGAUUGUGCGAAUCCUUGGUCGUCAUACAACCGCGCCAGGCGGGCUGGGAUCUCGACCCUUUGCGGCUGCUAGUGGCGGACUGGCUAAGCGCGCGCGACUCGAACGCGUUCAGCGACUUGUGGCGGUCUGCCGAGGACCCCAGGGACACCGAGUUCCACACAAGCAUGGUGCGCUUCGUGAUCGCCAUGCAGGCUCUGGUCGCCAGUCUGCAAGUCGACUGUCGAAUGGUGGAACGGCUCAUGGACGCGGGACUCACGCGCGUGCAAGUCCACCGUUUCUUCAGCAUCAUCGAAGCCUGGAUGCAAAUCAACGCCUCACCACACCACCCGCUGUCCUACAUCCAGACCGAGACGCAGUCAAAGUGGAUUGACGAGUUUCAUUCCUGCAAGCGCAGCCCCUUGGCCAUCUACCUGGCCCAGGACCAACCGGCCCAUGUGUCGGAGGAGGCGUGGCAGGCCCUCGAGCUCGCCCAGCGUCUCCAGUCUGACAUUGUUGAGCGCUUUGCGUCCAAACUGCAACGCUCGUACUCGAUCCUGUUCCUCUUUGACGACGAUCCGGGCACCAACUCCUCCCGCUCAUCUGACGACGACUACAGCAGCGAGGACGAAGAGGAAGAGGAUGACGACGAGCCAUCAGAGUUUGUUGACUGA